GUUCCCAAUUGGCCCUUUGCAGUCCAAAACCCUAAAUCGGUGUGGUGGAUCUCAUCCUUCGCUAAUCUCCUAUCUCUUCCCUUCUCUCCAUCGCUCUGUUUCUCCUUCUCUCCCCCCCAAGAUUCAAAGAUUGUUAUGGCGAUUGGUAGUAAUAGCAGUAAUCGAGCUUAGUAGCAUCUCAUAAACCCUAGAAGUAGCGGUUCAAUUAUCCGCUAUCUUCUUCUUCGUCUCGGGUUUCCUGACCUUCCCUCAUCCGUUAAAUGGGUUGCUUCCAUUCCAAGACAGCAAGAGAAUUUCCCGGACACGAAGACCCCGUAAAGCUAGCCUCCGAGACAGCUUUUAGUGUGAGUGAGGUUGAAGCACUGUUUGAGCUGUUCAAGAGCAUAAGCAGUUCGGUUGUUGAUGAUGGCUUGAUAAGCAAGGAGGAGUUUCAGCUUGCUUUGUUCAAGAACAGAAAGAAGGAAAACUUGUUUGCUAAUAGGAUAUUCGAUAUGUUUGAUGCUAAACGAAAAGGUGUCAUUGAUUUUGGGGACUUUGUUAGAUCCCUAAAUGUAUUCCACCCCAAUGCUUCUCUAGAUGACAAAAUCGAUUUUACAUUUAGGCUUUACGAUAUGGAUUGCACGGGCUUCAUUGAGCGCCAAGAGGUAAAGCAAAUGCUGAUCGCCCUUCUCUGCGAAUCUGAAAUGAAGCUGGCUGAUGAAACCAUAGAGAUGAUACUCGAUAAGACAUUCCAGGACGCAGAUGUGAAUCAGGAUGGGAAGAUUGAUAAAUCGGAGUGGCGUGAUUUUGUGAUUAAUAAUCCGUCAUUGCUUAAGAUCAUGAACCUCCCGUAUUUGAGGGAUAUAACGACGACGUUCCCGAGUUUUGUGUUCAACUCGGAGGUGGACGAGAUUGCUACUUGAAGUUACAGACGAUUCUCUCCUAAUUACACUGAUCCGUACGUAGGUUGGCAAAGACCAAGACCGCGACCGAGACCGAGCCUGUGUUUCUUGACAAGUGGCCGAAUCGAUUUCUGCUUUGCCUACUGUAGAGCUUUUUUUUUUUUUUUUGGGGAAAUGGAUUAUGGCUUCUUUCUGGUCUACGAUUCGUUAACGAGUUUUGUUGAGUGAGUUUCCUUUCUUCUUCUCUUUUGCAGCUAUGGGUCCCACGAUUCUUACAUUCUGGUCGGAAAAAAAAACAUCCGAUGUUGUACAUAUUAUUACAGCAUACGUUUGAGUGCUUGUAAAGACCCGUGAUAACGUCAUUUUUUUAUUGUUA
Messenger RNA from Tarenaya hassleriana, 1257 nucleotides. RefSeq names its product calcineurin B-like protein 1. Gene Ontology annotation, molecular function: kinase binding; calcium ion binding. The coding region runs from base 261 to 902 and encodes 213 amino acids. The record is from RefSeq and is a predicted model, not a curated record. Gene Ontology annotation, biological process: calcium-mediated signaling. The transcript is spliced from 9 exons. Lineage: Eukaryota; Viridiplantae; Streptophyta; Magnoliopsida; Brassicales; Cleomaceae.